CAGGGCUGAGGUUUGUGCUGAGCGAGCGCUUCACACCUUAUAUACCCUCUUAAAUCUUUAGUGUUUUGGUCCUCUUCGUCUUCCUCCUCCUCCGGUCACGUUCAGUGUAGGUGAGAGUCUCCGCUGCUCCGCUUCGUCUCGCUCCUUCCUGCACGCAGAGGUUUCGGGCAACAGACAGGGUGACCGCCACAAAACGCCAACAUGUCUGAAGGAAAGAAAAUGAAUUCCAGCCGCCGGCAUCACCUGAAGAGUCUGAUCCUCUCCAUCGCCGCCGGCUGGAUCGAGCAGGAGAAGAAGGACCUGGUGGUGGCCAAGGCGGCCUACAUGGCCGAGAACUGCCCCGAACCGGUGCUCAGCGGAGACCAGGCCGCCCUCAUGGAAAUUUGCAAAAAGCUGUAUCAGGCGAUCGACAAGGUGGACGAGGCGAGGUACGACGCCGAGGCCAAAGUUAAGAAGUCGGAUGCAGAGAUUGAUGAUCUGAAGCUGAAGGUGGUGGAUCUGGCCGGUGUGAAGAAACCCGCCCUGAAGAAAGUGCGCAUGUCCGCCGACGCCAUGCUGAAGGCUCUGCUGGGGGGUCAACACAAGGUCACCAUGGACCUGAGGUCCAACCUGAAGCAGGUCAAGAAGGAGGUCAAAGAGGAGACAACCGAUGCGGGCGACUGGCGUAAGAACGUCGAGGGCAAGGCCGACAGGAAGAAGAUGUUCGAGACUUCCUGAAAACCUCCCGACGGACGACGGCGGGGGAAACAUCUCCGACCGAGGUCUGAGUGACUGAAAGUGUCUCCGUGUUCCCGAUGGACGACGGCAGUUUAGGGAGUUUUUUGUUGUUUUGUAUUUUUUUUUGUGAUACCGUCGCCCCCCCCCCCCCCCCCCCCCCCCCCCGAGAUACUUAACCGACACCAAGUAACGGCUACAUGUACUCAGUUAAAAGCCUAAAACCAUAAUUUCAAAAUGUACAGGUUUUCAUGAGAUAAUUAGAAAUAAAUGUUUUGAAAUCAGAAA
Messenger RNA from Etheostoma cragini (Arkansas darter), 1002 nucleotides. Its product is annotated as troponin I, fast skeletal muscle-like. Gene Ontology annotation, cellular component: troponin complex. Gene Ontology annotation, biological process: muscle contraction. NCBI's taxonomy places the organism in Eukaryota, Metazoa, Chordata, Actinopteri, Perciformes, Percidae. The coding region runs from base 202 to 717 and encodes 171 amino acids. The record is from RefSeq and is a predicted model, not a curated record. The transcript is spliced from 7 exons.